UUGACGCGUCGUGGCAGGCGGAGGACGUUAGGAGACGGAGGUAAGACCAACCGGGACAGCCGCAUCUCUUCUCAUCCCUCUUUAUUCUCACUCCACCGAUUGCGCACCGGUGAACUACUUUUCGGGACCUCAGAGACACGACCAGCUGAAGCCGAGCGCAGCAUUCAGGUCAGCCCCACCUCAUGCGUGGGCUCAGUCGACGCCGGAGUGGAAACGGGUCUGACAAACAUGGGUGUGCUCCAGCUCAACAACCCCACUCACUCCUGCACGCUCCUGCAGCGAGCCAAUCAGAUGCGCCUGACCGGCACCCUGUGCGACGUGAUCAUCACGGUGGACGGCCAGGAGUUCCCGGCGCACCGCACCGUCCUGGCCUGCACCAGCAAGAUGUUUGAGAUCCUCUUCCACCGCAGCAGCCUGCGCUACGCCCUGGACUUCCUGUCCCCCAAGACCUUCCAGCAGAUCCUCGAGUACGCCUACACCGCCUCGCUGCAGGCCGCCGCCGAGGACCUGGACGACCUGCUGUACGCCGCCGAGAUCCUGGAGAUCGAGUACCUGGAGGAGCAGUGCCUGAAGGUGCUGGAGACCAUCCAGGCGGAGGAGAGCGAGGAGGCGGCGGUGAGGAGCCAGGGCCCCGGGGACCACGGCGACCACGGCCGGGCCCGCCACUGGAGGCACAUGCUGAUGUCCAAGAAGCAUUCCGCGCAGGCCGGAGCCAACCGCUCGGCCCCCAGCGCCCUGCACCACCUGGCUCUGUACCACGUGACGGACAGGAGCUCGCCCGGCCCCGAGCCGGACCCCAAGAUGGACGCCGAGGCCGACGCGGAGAGCUCCCGGCACCCCGGCGCCAACGCCUCCGGGGACCCGGCCCCGAACCUGGCCAGGAGCAUCAAGUCGGAGCGCAUGCAGGUGGACGACGGCGACGGCUACGAGGGCCGCUCGUCCAGCGCCGGGGAGGGCAGCUGCGCGUCCGAGCAGCUGCGGGACGAGGGCCCGGGCACGCCGCUGAGGGGCAGCGUGAUCACCAGCGCCCGGGAGCUGAGCACGGGCCCCGAGGACGCGGGGCCGGCGGCGGGGAGCGCCCUGGACUGCUUCCCCGGGAUCGCCGACAAACACCUGGCCUCGCUCUACUCGGCGGCCUCCAACCACGCCGGGGAGGGCCUGCCGGGGGCGGUGUCGGUGACCCCCUCCCUGAGCGUGCCCCUGGACCCCAGGGCCUACGGCGGCCUGCUGCACCAAGGCCUGCUGCACAGGGAGCUCCUGAGCAGGCUGGGCCAGUUCGCAGCUGGGAUCAAGCACGAGGGCCAGACUCAAGGCCAGCUGUGUUGUGGCGAGUGCGGCCUUCAGCUGCACAGCAGGCCGGCCCUAGAGCAGCACAGGAGGCUGCAUAACGAAGAGAAGGGCAACGGCUGUGAAUACUGUGGCAAACACUUCCAGGACAGCAUGCGUCUCAGGAUGCACAUGCUGUCUCACACAGAGUCUGGCAGCUCGCCAGCUCUGCCCCUUCUGAGUGAUGACAUCAUCAGCUGCCGGCAGGCCUGGGUGUUCUGCCAGUGUUCCGAAGCGUCUCCUGCAGAGGCGCUGGUGUGCGAUCAGUGUGGCGCGACGUUCUCCUCAGAGGAUGCUCUGGAGGCCCACAGGCAAACACACACAGGGACUGACAUGGCGGUGUUCUGUCUGCUGUGUGCGAAGCGCUUCCAGACCCAGAAGGCCCUGCAGCAGCACAUGGAGGUCCACGCGGGGAUGCACAGCUACAUCUGCAGCCACUGCGAGCGCCCCUUCCCGAGCCACACCACCCUCAAAAGACACUUGCGCUCGCACACGGGCGAUCACCCGUUCGAGUGCGAGUUCUGCGGGAGCUGUUUCAGAGACGACGGCACGCUGAGGGGCCACAAACGCAUCCACACCGGGGAGAAGCCUUACGAGUGCAACGGCUGCGGGAAGAGGUUCAGCCUCAAACACCAGCUGGAGACGCAUUACCGCGUCCACACAGGUGAGAAGCCAUUUGAGUGUAAGCUGUGCCACCAACGGUCCAGAGACUACUCGGCGAUGAUCAAGCACCUGCGCACGCACAACGGCGCGUCUCCGUACCAGUGCACCAUCUGCCAGGACUUCUGCCCCAGUCUGGCGGCCAUGCAGAAGCACAUGAAGGGCCACAAGCCCGAGGAGGUGCCCGCCGACUGGAGGAUAGAAAAGACUUACCUGUACGUCUGUUACGUCUGAGCAGGCCUUGGACACGCUGUCAGGUUAAAGCAGUGACUUCCAUGUUGCUGAUUUUAAUGCUGAGGUUCCUGUAGGGGUAUUAAAAAAAAACUAAUUCAUGUUGAAUAAAGUGGACACUCUAGGAGAUACCAAGGCUUUUACUCAACAAUGAGACAUGAGGGCUUCAACCGAUUAGUUUCAUUAUCAGAUCACGUUUCCUCUGAAGAAUGUUCCGAAAGUCCGCUCAUUUUUGCGAGGACAUCUUCAAAUGAGUAACACUGUCUGACAAACAGUCCUCCCCCCCCCAAAAGAGAAUGAUCAGCAAUUCUCAAAAAAAUUCAAAUUCUCACAUUUUAAAGAGAAGAUGGCGUCACUUUUCCAACCCAUAAAAGCUCAAUCGAUUAUCAGAGUCUACUGAUAUUUUCCGGUGACUGUUAUAGCCAAAAGAUGAUGAUCCACUCUGGUGGGAAUCCAAACCCCAGUGGAAGUGACCGGCGACCUGCAUGUGCUUCAGGAGCGUUUUUGACUGAAGCAUCAGCCAAACCGAGUCAUCUUCUAAAGAUUGUGCAGCAUCACGUUGAAAAUAAUUCCACAAAGGUUCGAUUGGCUGACCUUUGCCACCCUUCGCUCCUAAUUUCCCGAGACGUCUAAAAAAAAUGUCCGUUUUCCUGCUGUUGGGUUUUUUUCUUUUGGAGUUGUUUAUUUUUUUGCAUGUUUUACUUGAAUGGCUGACCUCAUGAGCUUGAUCUCUUUAAUUGCCUCGUCUCUCUUGCGGUGGGUGUUUUUUUUGUUUUCGAGGUAGCUCGCUCACAUUUUGAGUUGCUCUCGUAAUAGGUCUUGCUAUUUAUAUGUUGUUUAUUUGUUACCAAAUAUGUGCUGGUUUUCAUCACACAGUCUGUGUCUCUUGGGAUGUUUUUCUAGUAGAGCGAGCUCUACCUCUUCCCACAUCUCACUGUUUGAACUCCACUGCAAAUUUUUCAUCCAUCGGUAGGUUUAAUUUAGUCACAAACAUCACAAUUUACAUGGUCAAACAGUGUUUAAAAAAAAAAGAAAAAAUAUGUGACAAGCCUCAACACGGCUUUUAAGUGUAGUUUUUUUAACCACUGCUUCUAUAUAGAUGUCUUAUAAAAAUCACAGAAUCAGAAUUUUCUAGGAAAAAAAGAACAACAAGAAAAGAAGUUGUUUUUUUUAACGAAAUAUUGAGAGAAAAUUCUGACAUUGAAUUACUAUGAGCAGGUUAUUGUCAGUUGUAGUGUAGCUGUAACGUACAAACUGUCAUGGUCUGUGAUUCCCAUAUGUGAGCCUGACACAGGCCUUAUAGAUUUAAACAUGUUGUAUUUUUGUAUUACGGUAAUUUGCUAUCUGUUUACAUUUGGUAUGAUUUGAGAAACAUCUUUGUGUGUGUUUUAUAAGUCUGAUUUGAUUAUGAUCCCUCCCUUGUGCCUCUUUUAUAAGUAGAGCAUUGAUGUGCUUGAGUACAUGGGUCUGUGAUAUUGGUAGGUGUUUCUGGGUGUUUGUUUAUUGUUACUUAAAGAUAGACCGCCAUGUAGAUUCAUUUUGUCUGAACAUUGCAACUGGAAGCAACAUACUGUGAUCGUGGCUGAUAAUCUGAUGCAAUUUCCAAGCAAUUUUAAUGUAAUAAGUACACGCUUGUCUAAAGUUGUUCAGUGGACUGACAUCGUUGGAUGAAAAUGGUGUGUAUAGAAAAUAUUGGCGUCAGAGGGCAUUAGUAAUGCCGUCUUAAGUAGCCAACAACACUCAGUGCCAUGAGAACACGCAUUCACUGUAUCUAUUCUACAUGAACAUGCACUAUAAAUGGAUUUCCUCGGUGGACCAAAAGAAAUAGAGCACUUUUGUUUGAAAAGGGGUUUUUUCUUUGAUCUUUGUAUGUCGUGAUAAUGCAGCUGUCUUUUAUUUGAUGUGUCCUAGAAGGAUGUGAUUAGCAUUGUUUAGAUUAUGUCACUGUCUGUCUACCUCAGGGCCAGAUCAAAGCUCGACCUGGUGUCCAAUCAGGGUUGUUCUUCUUGCCAUGUGUGCAGUAAAAUCCCUCUUCAUUACAGCUUUGUAACACAGUGCGUGAAAGUGUUUUUCUCAGUGUGGAUUCAGGCACAACUCUGUAUGCGUCAGUGUUCAGUGGCAUGGUUAAAAAAAGAAUAAAACAAUUUACUAUUUUAUGCA
This is a messenger RNA of Menidia menidia (Atlantic silverside), 4377 nucleotides long. The record is from the annotation of a GenBank genome assembly. Lineage: Eukaryota; Metazoa; Chordata; Actinopteri; Atheriniformes; Atherinopsidae.